CGAAACUCUACAAGAAAGCGUCCUGCCACCGCCUCUAUGAUCAUAUCUUCAAAAAAUCUAAAUCCGGAUGUAAGCCAACGAAGGCCCGUAGAUCAUUCGAAUCUCAUUGGUAGUGCUUCGCUACGAUUUUUCAUGGGCAUGUAGAAAUUGCUGCGCCGUUCAGCCCUACACGUGUACCAAUUUUCGGUCUCGCGUUCGCAAAACUCUAGGAAAAGACGCUAAGAGGCCGACUCGGACUAGUGCUGCGGUUCCUGGCAGAUUAAAAUAUGGAACCCCAGCUGCAAGCGAAUGCCCUACAGCUGAAACAGGGAAAUGUCAGCUGGUAGGGCGUGACCAAAACGAAACCGAGAACGACGACGGUGGAACCUGGGUACUGUCGCUGCGGCACAGCCGCUUCCCACGGCUUCCCAUCCACUCUACCCACCAGCUUUCUACGCGAGUGUUCAUUCAACAUGUAAUCUUAACAGCCUGAGGGUAGUCGUCAGCUGUAUGCAGGACUCGUGAAGAGAAUUCAAGAAAUAACUAUAAAAUGUCUUCAAUCUGCUUGUUGUUGUGUCUCGUCUUCUUAAGACAGGACAGCAGCAGCCGGUCAGGUUUAAUCCAGCACUUUAAUAUUCUUCCAUAAUGCGGUUCUCCAAAUCCUUGGCCCUUUUAGCGGCCCAGUCUAGCAUCAUCUUGGCCCAAACGAACGGCACCAAUAGCACGACCGAUGAGCCUUACCUGCCCCUCAGUACGGAUGAUCACUUCUCAUUCAUACUCUACGAGACACUUGCCUUGGCAAACGGCGGCGGCUCUGCGACCGGCGAGGUAAUGCGUGCCGCCGCCAAGAUCGUAGCCGGAGACACAGAUAGCUUCUACAACGAAUUCAAAUUCCUAGCCGACUCGCUGCACAAUGUCGCCGAAUCCAUCAAUGCGACCAAGUUCCCGGUGUCGGCUCGCGAAGCAUACUUCCGUGCUGCUUCAUAUUAUAGAACGUCUGUCUUCUACCUGACCGCCAAUCAGACGGACCCCAGACUCUUCAGCGUAUGGGACUCUGCCCUUGCAGACUUCGACAAGGCGGCUUCCUUGACAGAAGUGCGGGGCGAGCGGAUGAACAUCACUGGACCUGGGUUCGAAAUCCCUAUCAUUUUCUGGAAAUCACCCAAGGCGGCCGAGGGUCGCCCCGUCCCCACGGUCUUAGUCGGAAGCGGCUACGAUGCAUCCCAAGAGGAGUCUUACCACUCGAUAGGCCGCGCAAUCAUUGACCGCGGUUGGAACUACGUCAGUUACGAGGGCCCGGGCCAACCUACCGUUCGCCGCCAGCAGGGACUUGGCUUCAUUCCGGACUGGUGGGAUGUCGUCACUCCAGUUGUCGACUACUUGGAAACCAGACCGGAAGUUGACAAGAAGCGUAUUGCUCUCACAGGUCUCUCCUUCGGCGGUAUUCUAGCGCCCCUCGCUGCUACGCGGGAACACCGAUUCGCCGCGGUCCUUGCUAUCGACGGUGUGCAGAACCUCCAAACGAUAGCGUUGAAUCAGUUCUCGACGACUCUGGCUCAAAUCUACAAGAGCGGCAACAAGACCGAGUUCGAUACCUUACUCAAUGAAGCGCGACUAGCCCCCUCAACCCCCACGUUGCUUAAGUGGUUCAUCGGCCAAGGCCUGUGGUCCUUCAAUACCGACAGCCCCUAUGAUUGGUUCACGAGGCUGGGGAAUAUCAACCUUGACGGAACUAAACUAAGCAACAUCACCAGUCCCGUUUUCGUUGGCAAGGGCCAGGACGACCAAACUGCCGGAGGCCAAGAGACGACAGUGGCGAGUUUGUUGGGAAACAAGGCUUACUUUCAUGAAUUCAAGACUGCGCUUGGUGCUGGAGAGCAUUGUCAACUAGGAGCUGAGCAGCAGCUGGCACAGGUUACUAUGGACUGGCUUGCUGAGGUCUUUGAAACAACGACGUGAUAAUAUGGUAUUAGGGAACGUCUAUUAAAAGCGUUAGACUUUAACUUCAUUCUCUUUAUGACUAGCGCUGUUUCGCUUUACCUAGGUAGAUAUCUUAUAGACUAAUAAGGAUCAGAGUAAUUAUUUUUCUUGAC
This is a messenger RNA of Annulohypoxylon truncatum, 2072 nucleotides long. Its product is annotated as alpha/beta-hydrolase. The record is from RefSeq and is a predicted model, not a curated record. NCBI's taxonomy places the organism in Eukaryota, Fungi, Ascomycota, Sordariomycetes, Xylariales, Hypoxylaceae. Gene Ontology annotation, molecular function: serine-type peptidase activity. The coding region runs from base 625 to 1938 and encodes 437 amino acids. The transcript has a single exon. Gene Ontology annotation, biological process: proteolysis.